UUGUAUACAUCAACAAAACUCAACUGUGGACAACAACAGGAAGCUGUACUGGUCUUUGUGGCGUUUGCCUCUUAUUUUGACAGCGAUGACCGGAUAUGACAUCAAGUCAGUUGAAGAAGCAACAUGGCGAACACCGGUGGGGCGGCCGUGGAUGAGAUGAUGCGAUACGCGGAAUAUACUCCUAAAUCAAGUAUUAGGAGCGAUGCAGAGAUUGACAGACGACUGGGAGGGACUUUGGUGGCAGUGGGUCUCGGUGUUGCUGCCCUAGGAUUUGCAGGGCGUUAUGCAUUUCAGCUGUGGAAGCCUCUGGGACAGGUUUUCUCUGAAACCGUCAGCAAGAUGCCCAAAUCAGCCUUCUCGUCAUAUUACAAAGGCGGCUUUGAGCAGAAGAUGUCCAGGCGGGAGGCCAGCCUGGUACUUGGCAUCAGCCCAACCAGCACAAAGUCAAAAGUACGCGAGGCACAUAGGAGGAUCAUGGUCCUGAAUCACCCUGAUAAAGGGGGGUCACCGUAUCUUGCUGCUAAAAUCAACGAGGCCAAAGACCUUUUUGACAAGGAGCACCGCAGAUGAUAUCCACUGUGUACCUGCCCCGUCAGCUCUUGGGUCUUGCCCCAUCAGCAUCCUUAUCACUUAAGGCUCCAAGAUGGCUGAAAACAAAUGGCUUCAUUCUUUUUUUUUUUUUGCAUUGUCAUCCAUAGCAACACACAACUGUGAUGAAAAGAUGCUGCUCAUAUGAUGGUUUAGAAAGUUGAUUUCUGACACCCCAGCCAUGUAAAAUGUUGGUACUUGAAAUGCAACAAAACAACAGUUUGAAGUGUGUAUGUAAAU
This is a messenger RNA of Menidia menidia (Atlantic silverside), 828 nucleotides long. NCBI's taxonomy places the organism in Eukaryota, Metazoa, Chordata, Actinopteri, Atheriniformes, Atherinopsidae. The record is from the annotation of a GenBank genome assembly.